CAAGUCGCGUGAGGGACGUCUCCAACCGCGUUCGAUCGUUUAGCGGAGCAUCCGUUCUCGUGAACCGGCCCACGAUCCGGUUUUGCCGAAUUUCCCGAGUGCGUCCGAGGGCCGGGGUCUCACAGCCGCGAUGAACGCAGUGACGAGAGUGCGAGAGAACGCGAUCCUGUCGACACGUGUUGCCAUCGGCCAUCUCUGAAAUUUUCGCCUGUGGAAACCGACCCGGACACGGGAGAACAAACCGUGCUCGGGGACCUGUGAGAAGUCGUGUCGCGCACCGCAGCGACCAUAAGAGCCUGACAUUCGCGGAGGAAACAAAGGAGGCGUCGAGGGAAGGAGAAACAAACAGACAGGCCGCGAAAAAAAAAAAGAAAAGGCGGAAGAGACAAAGGAGCACGUUUCAAGAAGUGGCAGAAAAGUAGACAGAGAAGUGUGAAUAUACAUCGGCCGAAGGGUGUGGCGCCCCCUCGCAGAGCCACGGCCCUGCGAAGUCCGCUGUUCGCAGGAAGCUCGAGCGCUGUCGCGACGGAGGGACGGGAGGACGAGGUAGAUUGGUAAGGACGUUGGAGAGGGGGACCGUGGGGAGCUUCCGUUUAUCUGCGAGGUCGAGAAGUUUGGUCGAGCGUUCGUUCGUUGGCGGUGCUGUUGAAAAACACACGAUGAAAAUGGCGUGGCAACCGCAGGAGGAAGGACUCAGGCAAAUCCUCACGCUGCUCAAGGAGUCGCAGAGCCCGGACACGGCGACUCAACAGGCGGUGCAAUUAAAACUGGAAGAGCUGAACAAGUUUCCAGACUUCAACAAUUAUCUGAUUUUUGUUUUAACGAAGCUCACAUCGGAAGAUGAACCUACCAGGUCUCUGAGUGGACUGAUACUGAAAAAUAAUGUGAAGUCUCAUUUUCAUAAGUUUGUACCGGACGUCAUAAAUUUCAUAAAGCAAGAAUGCCUGUUGGCCGUGGGGGACCCGUCGCCUCUUAUCCGUGCGACCGUCGGUAUCUUGAUCACCACUGUUGCAUCGAAAGGUGAGCUGACUACCUGGCCGGAAUUAUUGCCCGCGUUGUGCCAAAUGUUGGACUCGGAAGAUUAUAAUGUGUGCGAGGGGGCGUUCGGCGCGCUGCAGAAGAUUUGCGAGGACUCCACCGAGAUAUUAGAUUCGGAUGCCUUGAACCGCCCGCUGAACAUCUUGAUUCCGAAAUUCCUCCACUUCUUUCGGCACUCGAGCCCGAAGAUCCGCUCCCACGCGAUAGCGUGCGUCAAUCAGUUCAUCAUUCAGCGCACGCAAGCACUCAUGAUACACAUAGACAGCUUUUUGGAGAAUCUCUUCCACUUAGCCUCGGACGAUGACUCUGAAGUCAGAAAGAAUGUGUGCAGGGCUCUAGUGAUGUUGCUGGAGGUGCGAAUUGACCGACUAAUACCAAAUAUGCAUUGUAUAAUAGAGUACAUGCUAAUGAGAACUCAGGAUGCUGACGAAGGAGUCGCAUUAGAAGCCUGUGAGUUUUGGUUAUCAUUGGCGGAGCAACAAAUCUGUAAAGAAGCUCUCGCACCCCAUCUGACACGAUUAGUACCUAUCUUGGUAAGAGGUAUGAAGUACUCGGAAAUAGACAUAAUACUUCUCAAAGGAGACGUUGAAGAAGAUGAAAUGAUACCAGACAGGGAGGAGGAUAUCCGACCGAGAUUUCAUAAAUCAAAGACGCAUCAUUCGCAUCACGCAAAUAUGAACAAGCACAUUGACGAAAACGGCGACGACGAUGUGGGAGAUGUCGAAGACGACGAUUCAACCCUGAGCGAUUGGAAUUUAAGGAAGUGCUCCGCCGCCGCGUUGGAUAUGUUGGCAAAUGUAUUCCGGGAAGAUCUGUUACCUGUAUUGGUGCCUAUCUUAAAGGAAACUCUUUUCCACCAUUCCUGGGAGAUCAAGGAAUCGGGUAUCUUGGCACUUGGAGCAAUUGCAGAAGGUUGCAUGAGUGGUAUGAUUCCACAUCUGUCUGAACUCAUUCCUUACCUUAUCAACUGCCUCAGUGACAAGAAGGCUCUUGUACGUGCCAUAACAUGUUGGACAUUGAGCCGUUACGCGCAUUGGGUUUGCGCACAACCGCAUGAGACACAUCUGAAACCUCUAAUGACUGAAUUGCUCAAACGAGUCCUUGACAGCAAUAAACGCGUCCAGGAAGCUGCAUGUUCCGCCUUUGCCACACUGGAAGAGGAAGCGUGCACAGAAUUAGUUCCCUAUCUUGGAUUUAUUCUUCAAACACUCGUCUUUGCAUUUGGUAAAUAUCAGCAUAAGAAUCUUUUAAUACUGUACGACGCGAUUGGCACACUCGCCGAUUCUGUUGGCCAUCAUCUCAAUAAACCAGACUACAUCAAUCUUCUGAUGCCACCUCUUAUUAAUAAGUGGAACGUACUAAAAGACGAGGAUAAGGAUUUAUUUCCGUUACUAGAAUGCUUGUCAUCGGUAGCCACCGCAUUGCGUUCGGGUUUCUUACCAUAUUGUGAACCUGUCUACAGGCGAUGUGUAUCGCUUGUGGAACAGACGUUGAAUCAACAUAUAGCAAGCACGCAAAGUCCAGAACAAUUCGAAGAACCAGAUAAGGAUUUUAUGAUAGUUGCGUUAGAUCUCUUGAGUGGACUGGCAGAGGGCCUGGACGGUCAUAUGGAACGUUUAGUGAUGAACAGUAAUGUUAUGCAAUUACUAUAUCAAUGCAUGCAGGACACUAUGCCUGAAGUCAGGCAGAGCAGCUUCGCUUUACUGGGAGAUCUCACGAAAGCCUGCUUCCAACAUGUGCUCCCGUGUAUACCGGAAUUUAUGCCUAUUCUUGGACAAAACUUACACCCACAGUUCAUAUCAGUAUGUAAUAACGCGACGUGGGCAAUCGGUGAAAUAUCGAUAAAACUUGGGCCUGACACAAGCGCGUAUAUUCCGUUAAUUUUGCAGCAACUUAUCGAAAUAAUUAAUCGACCAGAUACACCAAAAACACUGUUAGAAAAUACCGCCAUUACGAUCGGUCGCCUAGGUUAUGUGUGUCCCCACGACGUCGCCCCCAUGUUACAGCAGUUUGUCCGCCAGUGGUGCACUUCGUUGCGAAGCAUAAGAGAUAACGAAGAAAAGGAUUCCGCGUUCAGAGGUAUGUGUCAAAUGAUCACCGUCAAUCCAGCUGGCGUCGUUCCGGAUUUCAUUUUCUUCUGCGAUGCUGUGGCGUCUUGGUCGGCGCCGAAAGAGGAUUUGAAGGACAUGUUCCAGAAGAUACUGCUCACAUUCAAGAAUCAAGUAGGUGCGGACAACUGGAAACGUUUCGCCGAUCAAUUUCCACCGCAGCUUAAUGAACGGCUGCAUAAUAUGUACGGCGUCUGAGCACUUCCGCCUAAAAGUGAAGGCCGCUUAAUGCAGCAGGCCGAACGGGGUUGGGCGGGAAACCAUGGGCGGAUGGGAUGGGUGGGUGAAACCACGGCCUCUUCUCAUCAACAUCGUUGUCGUUACCGCAUCGUCGUCGUCGUCGAUGUUUUAUUCGUCGUCGUCGUCGUCGUUCUUUCGGGGAGGGUGAUGCAUGCGCUGCCUAUAGCUUCAAUAGCGGGGUAGCGAAGGGUGAAGUACACACGAAAGGGAAGAAAGAAACACGAAGCAGGGGAAUCGAGGGGUCGAAGCAAAAUGAGAACGACAAAGAGAUAAGCAUUGGCCGAAAAGUUAAAAAGCGUGGGUGGGCGGGGUGGGAUAUCUUCUUUCGGGGUGGGAGGGAGGAAUUCUGUGGUAAAGCAUCGACCACAACAAUUACAAGAAAGCAAGGAAGAGAGCAAAAGGUAUCGUGUUUAGACAACGCUACGCAACGUACUGCACUCACAGUGAUACCUUGAUGUAGUGACGUACACAAAACACUCCGUUUCCAUUAGCGCUACAAUAACACUGCGACAAGUGUUUGAUUCUCGCGUAUCGAAACGUGACAACGUGCUGGCGCAAAUAGCCAACUUCUAGCCCAGCUCUAAGACGUAGAUUAUAGAUACAUAUAUAUAUUAUCGAGAAAUAUCAACUCUCACACACACAUUGAGACGGUUGAGAAAAAAAAGUUUAAAGAGUAAGCAUAGAUCUCACGUUAUAGAGCUCGCCGGACACUGUGAUCGAAAAUUUGUAUGCAUUAGAUAUCGAUCCUUUCUUCUCUUCUUUUUUUCUUGAGAGAGAGGGAGAAAGAGAGAAUGUGAGCGAGAGAAAAAGAGAGAUCGAGAGAAAGAUAUUGUGAACGAGAGAUAUGAGCAUUCUACUCGAAUGUGUUUGUAGAAUUUUAGAGACAAGUUAGCAAUUACUUAUUUGAUAAAGAUACAAAGUUAGAGUACGUUAUAUAGAAAUUUCAUAGUGUACAGAAGGUUUUUCGAGAAUAUUGUAUUUUUAUACGUUGAGAAACACACACAAAGAGAUACGCAGAAAGUGCCAUUCCGUCGUCGUCAUUAACCAAAAUUUUUCUGCUUAUUUUAUUCUUGCUGAUUGUGAUAUUAGGUUAUGUGACAACUCUUUGUCAUCGUGUGUAAAACAUUUCAAAUAUAUAUUAUAUAUAUAUGCAUACGUACGUAUACACGUGCGCGCGCAUUUGUGUACGCAUGUUAUGUAUGCGCAGGUGUGCGUGCGAAAGUUACGCAAUACGUAUGUAUACCCAACAUAUUUUAACUCACAGACCACUUUGUGAUCACUUUUUUUUGUUAAACAUAUAUUAAAAUUAGUAUCAUAUUAGCAUUAGUGUAAAUAGGUAAAUACAUUUUAGAAUGAACGUUUUUGUUAUCAAUUAUAGAUAUCAAAUCUUCGCUUAUAUAUAUAUAUAUAUAUAUAUAUAUAUAUAUAUAUAUAUAUAUAUAUAUAUGUAUAAAUAUAUAUAUAUAUAUAUAUCUCAAGUCUCUAGAGUUGUGACAUUGUUCAAUCACAGUCAUCGGUAACUAUUAACAGAUACGAUCCACAGAGUCACGGAUCUAUGACGUGAAAUCUAUGGCGACGUUGACUUUUAUUUGGGCGGUAAAAUGAUCUCUCGAUGUUUCAUCUUCGAAGAACAUAUUGCGAUAAAACCGAAAAAAAUGAAGAAAAAAACAUUUUUACGAGAGAAAUCGAGCGCAAAUUACAUGUCAUUCCAGUCCCACAUUUGGGCCAGUUUACGAAAGUGAGCACUUUCAUCAUACGCGACUACUGCUUUUAUCUCGGUCGUUACUUAAAAAAAAUAGAAAACGAAGAAGAGGGAAAAUAGGAAGACUUAGUUCUUCCAAUUCUUCUAACGUUGUGACAAAGCAAAAAAAGCAACAUCUAUCGUCGACAUUUGAAUAUGUACAUAUACACAUACACAUCUUCGAAAAAUGCGCUCCAAAAGCAACUUCUAAAUAGUUUUAUGACAUGAAAAAAACAAGAAAAAUCAUGUUUUAAUUUUCAUACACACAAUUAAGUAAGAAAGAAAAGAAAAGGAAAAGUACACGCCACACACAAAGGACAAAGCUCAAGGAGAACAGUGGGAUUAUGAGAACAAAAAAAAGGAACUGACCAUCGCUGUUGUCAAUCAAACUUUGAAGUUAUUAAUAAAAUAAUCAAGUGACUGGCGGGAACAACCGGGCGCAGGCGAGACACAGACGUUUUCGAAAAAAAAGAAGUGUGAUUACUUUGACAUUUCGUCUGUAAGAGGAGAUCGAAACAAAGAGAGAGAGAGCGAGCUCUCGGGUCCUUAUGACGAGCUUCACUUCACCUCACCUCACGGACAAAACGAACAAUCGACCAUGCAUCAAGUUCGUUUUAGACGAUCUAUAAAAUCCGCGAGGGUAAACGCGAAACAGAAUUCUAUUUGCGAUUUUUUUUUCACGUGGUGCGUUAUGCAGAGAAAACGAGUAUGAGACGAUUCAUACAUGUAUAUGUACUUUACAUAACUUAGGUAAUAACGUAUAAAUAGAUGUAAUUCUAGAACAUUUAUAGAUGUAAUUCUUAUUCAAGUAUAUAAAUAAAAAUCACAAUUUUAUAAAAUAAAGAGCAAAAUUACAGAUAGAAUUCUGCUGCGAUUCGAAGGUCGUCUAAAGCGAUCUUUAUAUCGAGUACAACGCGGCGACAGGGUUAGCACUCCCCCGUUUUUCUCUGUCGUCGUUUUAUAUCGAGUAAGAAUCAUUUUUCGCUGCUUCCUCUUGCUUUAUGGCCCACGCACGGCGAAAUACCGCGGUCUCUCUUCGCUCCGCGAGGACAGAAAGGGAUCCUGUGCGACGUAGGACGUGAACUUAUCGUGACCGCUCCUUGACUUAAUCCACUCGUUCGUCAACUCGGCAAUAUAUAUAUAUAUAUAUAUAUAUAUAUAGAUAGGUAUUCACGUGUGUAUAUUGUCGUAACUAUCCCUAAACUUGGCCCCUUUCCUUGCCCUGCCUGCGCGCCAUUUAUGUGAUAUUACUGUUUUUUAUAUUACUUAAGAGCUUGGAGGAGAACAAAAAAAAAAGAAGAAAAUAGAGUUCGGGCCACACGACACUCGACGCAAGAGUCUGAGACUAAAAAGAAAAAAAGGAAUCAUCGCCACGACGAAGCGCGCGAACGGAUUUUAUUUUCUUAUAUACUAUAUUUUAAUUUCCCAUCUAUCACGUAUAUAUUAUAAUAAAUAUAUAAAUAUAUAUAUGUAAAUACCUUCGCGUUUAUAUAUACGAAGUCGACGUCAUUAAUCUCGAUCGCGCCGUCUCCAUCGCUUCACUUCGAGUUAUAUUUUAAGAAUUUAAUAGCGGCUUUAAGGACGGAGUUAUAUAUUGUUCACCUCGAUAGUUCCUAAGAUAGACGAGAGAUUUUGUCGGUGGUAAUAAUAAUUGUAAUAAUUGUUCGUUGUCGAUCUCAGGUUGCCGCGCGAAAUUUCGUAUCGCAAUAGAAUCUAGAAAUGUAAUAUCGCGUCCUUUCCCCACGUUCACGGUUGUAAAUACGUUUCUUUGACUUUGGUGUAGUUUCGAAUAAAGUCUGCACAAGAAUGUCCGUAACAUUUUAAGGUGCGUUAGUCUAUCUAUUUACAAUAGAUGAUUUAAGUCCUAAACCUUAAGAAAUUGACCAAUCGCUCAAAUGUAAGAAGAAUAAUUGACUGUGACUAGUCAAUUUCUUAAGGUUUAGGGCUUGAGUCAUCUAUAUAGACCGGGAUUUAAGCGCUGACCGUAAACUGAAGUUUGUACGUAACAGUAAACUUGUUCUUUAAAUUUUUUGAAGUGAAAUUUUACUCGAAGAGUAUGAGAGAGACUACCGAGUUGAAUUCAAAUGAUUUUUUAUUCAUACAGAAUCAAUUUUCCACUCUGAAUUGUCGAGGGAAUAUUUUCACACGAAAUUUUGAAGAGUGAAUUUGAUGUACUUCACUGUUAUAGGAACACAUUCAUUUUAAUUGAUCGAUUAAUUGAUUAAUAUUCACUCUCUUUUCCUCUUUUUCAUAUAGAGUGUUGUAAGUUUAAUUAAAAUAUUCAUUCUCGCGAUUUCGAAUGGUAGCAUUCUCACUAGUUUUGAGUGAGAUUUCACUCCAAGAAAUUUAAAGAAUAUGCUAACGCACAAAGAAAAUCGUAACAUAACAAAAGCAUGAUUACGUGUAAUCAUCUCAUUACUUAUGAGGUACAUAUCAAAUAUUUUACGUAAUAAAAGGAAAAUUAGGAGAGAAAUAUUUAAUAAAUUAAAUAUCUUAGCAAAAUUGUUAUUUUGAUAACAUUUUCUAUAGUAUACCGUUUUAUUCUUUUUUCUAUAUUAUACUGUUUGUUCAUUUAAUUGUUGCAAUAACUAAGUCAAAAGAACGUCAUAAUAUAGAAAAAAUAAUAAUGUUGACAAAAUAUUUAUUAAAUUAAAUAUCUUAAUUAUUUCAUUUUAUAAAAUACUUGAUACACACUUAUCUACAUGAUAAUGUGCUAAUAUAUCUACAUAAUAAUAUGAUAAAAUUGCGCGCAAAAUCGCACAAAAUAACGCUUUUGUUACGUUAUACGAUUUUUUUGUGCGUUGACUUAAAUUUAUUAUUACGUAUACGACUUCGGUUUACAGUGAGCACUUAACGUAACUUAAAAUGUCGCGAACGUCCUGGUGCGGAGGUCCUAACGUGACUGGACAUGACGGAUAUAAUUGUCGCGAUUCAUAGUCUAUUUCCGCACGACGUCGAUGGCACAUUCUGCAAAAUGGCAUUCUGCUUGUCUCUCGUUCGAAGAGUCGUGUGGCUCGUGAUUAUUUAUUACACUCGAAGCUCUCAAUCUCGCGCACACACACACACGCGCGCGUGCAUACAUACACACAUACACAUUUAUACACAUAUACACAUGCGAGAUAAGACAAAAUAGCAAAUUUAUGAAUGAUUGUAAAGAGUAUAACGGUACGUAAAGCAGAUCGUCGUUACUAUUUAUACAUAAAUAUUGAAUAUUGCAAUUGUGAGAGAGGUAAAAAGAAAAAGAAAGACGUCGAUCGAACCUCGAGAAAAUUUCCAUUUCUUUUUUUAUCGCCAUAAGUAAGAGAGUAGUACGGGGAAGUAGGCGUGAAAAUUACACAACGGGACGAUCGCAAAAAAGGGGAAGAGAUGAGAAAAAAUAGAGGUUUUCAAAACAAGUGAGAAAGAAAGAGAGAGAGAUUAAUAUAAAUAUACGAGUUACACAAACACGAAUCGAUAAAGCGACGUCAAAUCGAUAGCGGCAGAUUCACGAAGUAAAGUAUAUUGUUGUAUCUUUAUUGUUGUUGUUGCAUGAGACUAGCGUAAAUAGACUGAGCCAUACACGUGGUUAAAUAACUAUUAACAUAAUGAUCCUUAAUUAAUACGCUAUAUUAUUGUAAUUAUAUUAUAUACGGUGUGUAUAUUAUAUUUAUAAUUGUAACGAGAGAGUCCGUGCGGGCAGCGUUUGGAGCCAGGUUCCUGUCCUUUGAGGAUUAUCGUUCACCCUUCCAUCCCGAUCGCGCACAGUAGAAUCCUCACGGCGACCGAGGCCGCUCUUUAAUCCAACAGUAGCGUGUCAACGUGUGUGUACCAUCCCUCAGCGGGAGACACACCACCUAGGGAGUGCGUGUGUGCCCCGAGUAAUGUUCAUAUACGCGCAUGAGCCCGCGAAUUCUCCGGGUGUUCUCCUCAUCACUCGACCGUGAAACAGUCAAUCAAUCAAUAUCCGGGUACAAUCAAUCAAUAUCCACCGAGCGACUGUCUUAUCGCGUCGCCGCGGAAUUAGAUUAAUAUCCUAGAUUUAGAGACUUUACAAAUAUUAUCCAACACCACGCUUCGUAUUGUGAAAGAAACUAUAUUAUAGAUGUGUAUAUAUAUAUAGCUAUAUACAUAAUAUAUUCCCCUCCUGUUUCGAUCGAGAUCUUCGGAAAAGAAGGAGGAAAGAGAGAGGAGGAAUGAAUGAACGAAUCUUGUCGAACGCCGAGCUUCUCGAUCGAACGACACCGACAUCGCCUCAUACCCACUCACUCCCCCUCCCCCGUCAUCCCUCUCAAAGGAUCGGAAUUCUGUGCGAUGGGGCUGUUCCUAGUACCUGAUUAUCCUAUCCUUGCGGCACGAGAGCGCAGUUCCGUCGAGCGAGCGCGAGCGCGGUUCGAAGAGAACAAUCUCUUUGCGUCGUGUUUUUUUCUUAGCUUUCUCCCUCGCGUUUUCCCUUCAUUCUCGCUCUACUUUCUCUCGCAAGCGCCAGUGGAUUCCUCUGUCCAGUGUUUGCACUCAGUAUAGAGUACACGUACACGGUGUUCUUUUUUUAUUGUUGCAUAUUACCUUGACUGCCUAGUACUUAAGAGUAAUCACUAGCGUCUCGCGGGAACAGGUCACGUGACACACGACGCGAUCCAUCAACUCCUCUCGCCUUUCGCGUGCGGUUCUAGGGAUGUUGGGCUACUAAUAUGAUACUGGUAUCGAUAUUUUUUCUUUGAUACCUCGUGUAUUUUUUGUCAAUAUUUUCUUCCGAUAUUCGUACUUAUAUCGGUUCCACUUCGUUUCAAUAUCUUUUCGAUAUCUUCUUUUUUAUUUGCGAGAAAUCGUGUGACAAAAAUUAUUGCAGUAUAUGUGAACAGAAACAAUGUACCCACAAAAUAACUCGUGAUCGAUUUAGCACACUUGUGAAAAUGUCCAGACGUUUUUCUUUUAUUUCAAUGCUCAAUAAAUAGCCGAAAAUUAAUGUAACAUGCAACUUUUAAAACUAUCUUAUGAUUUCUGUUACAUACAUUUUUUACAGUUAUUGAUUUACUGAAGUAAAAGGAAGAUGUCCGCAGACAUUUUUACAAGUCGAUGUGGAGUCGAUCAAGAGUGUCAUUUUGUGUGUAUAUUUUUUAUUCCCAUGUAUACUGUAAUAAUUUUUAAUAUACGAUUACUCGCGCUUCUGAUGUCAUCAAACAAGGACAAUAGCGAGGACACAGAAGCCUUAACACAUCUUUUUUAAGAUUUUUAGAUCACAAACCGUAAAAAGUUUAAUGCAGAAGGUAGAAGUAUCUUUGUAUCAUAGUGAGAUUAUUAUACGUGAACGUACAAAAUCUCCCUAAAAGUAGCUUUGCAAGACCUAAUAUUUCCCUGAUUUUUAUAUUCCCUUUAAUUUUAAGCUUUUUUUUUAAGUUUUGAUACCAGUAUCGAAUAUCGGCAUCGAUAUUCUGUUCUCACAUUGGUAUCACUAACUAUAUUGGUAUCAGCGUAAUGGCGUUGGGGCAAAAUUCUUAGAGAAGCCUGGAGCCAAAUAUUGAAGUUGAACUAUAUUGGUACUCUUGAUUCGACAUCCGUUUUCAACACUAGUAUCGAUACUUUCAUAGUGUCACAACAUCCUGCGGCUCGAUUCGGACAGAGAACAAAUCAGGCGAGCUGUGUCGUGUCGCGACCUCUUCUUGCUUUGUAGUAGUACGUCGCAUGUAAGUUUUUCGCACGGACAGAAAAAAAAACAAUGACUACAUUCUUCAUUCUUUCCUACGCAAGACGUCAAGGUGCAACGAAAGGGUGCUGCCGCGAUCUCGGAUGAGCGAAAGAGACUGUUGUUUCGUACAUACACCUGUUUGUAUAACUCGAAGCGUCGUGUGACGAAAGGAUCAGCCGUGCGCGCGAUGUUCUAGCACUUGAUUGUCCGCAAUUGUUCUCACCUCUAGGCCUAUUCUGUAACUUUUAACGACAGUGUCGUUAUCGUUACGUUGUCGUCGCACAGGUAUAAUACAUAAUAAAAAAGCUGCGUAACGACAUAUGCUAAUGACAUUGUCGUUAAGAAGUUACAGAAUAGAUCUACUAAUAGUGCGAUUCUAUGACCUGUUAAUUGUCAUUAAUGACAAUAUUACUAACACUGUGUGUCGUUGCGCAUCUUUUCUAGCACAUACUAUUCUGCGCAACGUUAACGACAGUUAACAGAAUCACACUGCUAGCUUGAAUUUAACGUUUACUCGGCGAAAAAAGCAUUCUUCUCCAGAUAGAUGGGUUCCAAGCAGAACAGAACAUCACGAUCACGUCAAAAUUAUGAGAAAAUGAUCAAAUUAUAAUUGAAGAAUAAGUCUUUUUAAUCAUUUUGACGUCGUCGUGAUUUUUUCUCCUAUCUGGGGUGUACCUAAAUUUGGCAGUAACUUUAGUUGAUGGGUAAAGGAUGCAUCUUCUUUGCAAGUGGUUGAUAUUUAUCACACCGAUGUGAUGUGUAACGUAACCUUUGUAUGUGAUGUAACAUAUUUAUCAAACACACGCAGAGUAACGAAAUAGAAAUAAGGAAAAUAUCAUAAUUUAAUCCAAACUCCACAGCUCAUUUUGAGUAAAUCACAAAAUUUAUUCAAAAUAAACAAUACGUUAUGCAAAGUGUACUACGAAAAUUGCUGAAUAACUUGGAGAGCAGCUUAUUGCUGCACAUCAAUAUAACAAAAAAAUUACAUAAUUUGAUAAUAUAUAAAUUUAAUGAUUAAUUCAACACUCACAAUACGUUUGUUUCAUAAGUGUAAUGAAAAAAAUUGUCAAGUAUCUAUCGUUUUAUAUGAUGAUAAUCGUGAAAGUCUAUCUGGGUUGCCAUUCUCAACGUUAAAUAUUUUUUUCGAUUCAAAUCAAAUCAAUCAAUUAAAGUACAUUUCAAUUAAGUAAAGAAUAUAAUGUCAAUUCGGAUACUCACACGAGUGUUUGUGUCCUUCGACUGACGGUCGUUUAAAAGAUUUUUCCAUUGGAUAUAAAUCAACGCAAAUUCGGCGUGGAGAGACGUCAAAUUCAUUAAAAUUUCGACUGGAUUCCUUGGAAUAUUCCGUGCGCGGCUAACUCGGUCGUCACAACCGUCUUGAACCCACAAUCGCAAUCGCACUGUAAAUCCAUCAUCUAAGGCUGACUGUACGCUCGAUACAUCCAUAUUUUAUAGCCACGGCAAUUUAUCAUCUCAUUAUGUGAAAUCGCAAUCUCUUUUCCGUACGCGAGCUCACACUAUUGUAAUCGAGUUGGACGGCUUUAUGUACUAUAAAACGUCACGUAAGCGCGUGCAAAUCGAUUCGAAUGACGUCGAGGAUCCAUCUGUAUUUCGAAGGGCAAACCGAAGGUUAUGACGGAGUAUUAAGGCUUCUGAGUACUCAUUGUGGAGCUCUGAAUUGAUAACGUCAGAAGUGAGAAAACUCAUGUCCAAAAACCUUGCAUGUUAUUUCCAAAUAGAGUUGUGUGUGAAAAUAUUAAAUUUUUCGCAAAACAAUUGAUUUGAACAAAUAUGUUUUAAUUCAACUAAUUAACGAUUAAUUCAAGCAAAAUCAAUUGAAGAAUAUUUGACAAUCAAUUUCGACGAAUUCAAUUAAAGACCGUUUAAUUGACGAUUUAUAUGAGCGAUGGGAAUCGUUCAAUUAACAAUUAAACUUAACACUUUAUUGCAGUUGAAGGCCGUUUAAUUGACGAUUGAAUUUGGCAAAUUUAAUUGAAAGUUGUUUAAUUGAUGAUUGAUACAAGUAAAUUUAACUGAUUCAAUCGAAGAACAUUUGAUUAUUCAAAAUGACAAUUGAGUAUGUGGAUAAUAUUCAUCAAAAUAUCGUGACAUCGUGGAAAAUACCGAUAAUUGAGUAGGACUUGCGUUGAAAAAAGCACUGAGCAUAUCAAUUGUCGUCAAACAAUCUUUGAUUAAAUCAAUUGAUUGACGAUUUUCCAUUGGAUUUGUUAAAAUCAAUUGUCAAUUAAGCGGCCUUCAAUUGUAUUGGUUCAUAUUAAUCGUCAAUUAAAUACAAUAAUUAAUUAAAAAAAUAAUUACUCGCAACUUUGUUUCUAGUUAAAAUAAAUAUUUGUGUGAAAGAACAUUUUUGAUCAUUUAAACAUAUUCUUAUCAAAUGCUCUUAUAAAACUACCUCUUUCCAUUGGCAGUCAACAAAUAACUGUAAAAUUAACUUAACCUACUUUACCUAACUUUCCUCUUUAAUUUACUUUUCCUCAUGAUUUUGCCCCACAUUUAUCUUAGAAUUGUUUAUUAACUCUAAAGAAAAAGGAUAGUUUUAGAAACACUUUACAAGUAUGCUCCAAGUAAUCCAAAGUAUCCUUUUAUAUAAAUACUUUUUACUUGGCAAUAGCACGCUAGAACUUUCGGCGUGUUAUUCCUCGCUUUUGACGUGACAAUCCAAUAUGACCACGGCGAGUAUCCGAUAGCUUUAAAAGAUCAUAGGCUUAAGAUUUGUUGAUGUAUUUACGGAGGGACAGUCUAUCGCUUCCUGCCGCUGAGCUUCUUCCGUUUUAAUUAAUCUGUCAGUCGCGUGCCACUAUAGACAAGCACGUGUCUAAUCGGAUGUUCCGUGUCGGAGACUGAAACCGGUAGAACUUUUCUGUUUGCCCUUUUAGAUUCUCCUUACUGUGCAUAAACGCGUGGAGAUGAUCCCCGUGAAGAGAAACAAUGACGUACGGUCACGUUUGUUGAAAAUAUACUUUGCCGUCGAUUCUCUCGAUAUAUCUCGUGUGUCUUACGAAAAAUAUUAGUUAUAUUAUUUAUAACUUGAAACCCGCCUUUUUUGCAAAAAUUAAACCUUUAUUUGAAAAACAAAUGAAAAAAAUACAUCAAUUAAAGUAUUUGCCAUCGUUAGAUAUGACUUUUUCCCAUCUUUCUGGUAAUAAGUGGAUCCCACGGCGAAAGAACGACUCAUCUUUAGAAGCUAUCCAGUUAGAGACCCAUUUUUCGACGCUUUCAUAAGAGUUGAAGUGUUUCUCUGCAAGUGCGUGUGCCAUCGAACGAAACAAAUGGUAGUCGGAAGGGGCACAGUCUGGUGAAUAAGCUACUUCCUAACGAAAUGCUUCCAAUGUUUCCUUGAGGGCCUUAGUGACGUGAGGUUGAUCGUUGUCAUGAAGCAAGAUCACUUUAUGCUGUCUUGUCUCAUAUUCUGGUCGUUUUUCGCGCAAUGCUCGGCUCAAAUGGAUUAUUUGUUGUUGGUAGAGAUCCCCUAUGUUUGAUCAUAUACUAAAUAUAGAGCAUGGCCUUCUUUCCAUGAAUAUUGCGUUUUGGCGUCGAUGUCGAUGGUUGGCCUGGAUUGCAAAUGAUUUUUCGGCAUUUGAGGUUAUCGAAAUAGAUCCACUUUUCAUCGCCAGUCACAAUUUGAUGUAAAAACCCCUUUCUUUUUUGCCUGGCAAGCAGCAUUUUGGAGAUGGUUUUUCGCCUUUCAUUGUUUUUUUUCUUUCAAUUCAUAUGGACUUCCUUAUAUACCUUUCUCAUGGCUUUUAAACAUUUGAAAAUGGCUGCUUGAGUAACAUUCAACAUUUCUGCAAGUUGAUUUUGUGUUUGACAUGGAUCUUCAUCAACCAAUGCUUGCAGUUCUGUAUCUUCGAAUUUUUUUGCUGGCUUGGACAUUCUUUAUCACGUCAAAAUCACCAAGUUUGAAUUGUCGAAACCAUUUCUUGCAAGUUGUUUCCGAGCAAGCUAUAAGCUUCAACAAGCAUUCGAUGAGAUUCAGCAGCAGUUUUCUUCAAAUUGAAACAGAAAAGCAAAGCUUCACGCAAAUGACGUUUAUUUGGUUGAAAUUCAGACAUUUUCUUCGCAAUAAAUAAUUAUGUUGUCACAAAUACAAACUUUUAUACACUGAAUAUUAUUGACAGAGGUCAAAACUAUAAAUGAUGCCUUGUUCAGCCAUUACAGUUGACGAUUGUCAAAGCUACAGCUAUUUAUUACUAGAGGGCGGGUUUCAAGUUAUAGACCUAAUAUAUAUUUUAAUUUAUCACACUCGCGUGCGCGUGUCUCGUAUGCAUAGAGAGUAACCGCAGCAGCGUCCGAAAUCAAUCUCACUGAAAGUGUACCGGUUUCAAUUCUCGCUUCGUAUCUGCGCUCAUUAUCUUGGUUCUCUGUGCGCUACGUGAUAUUUCAUUCGAAAUAAAUCUUGACGAGUACUCCGAG
Odontomachus brunneus is the source of this 15223-nucleotide messenger RNA. RefSeq names its product transportin-1 (gene Tnpo). NCBI's taxonomy places the organism in Eukaryota, Metazoa, Arthropoda, Insecta, Hymenoptera, Formicidae. Gene Ontology annotation, cellular component: nucleus; cytoplasm. Gene Ontology annotation, biological process: protein import into nucleus. The record is from RefSeq and is a predicted model, not a curated record. The coding region runs from base 660 to 3344 and encodes 894 amino acids. Gene Ontology annotation, molecular function: small GTPase binding; nuclear import signal receptor activity. The transcript has 15 exons.